AUGGUGCACAUAAUUUUUAUGCAAAUAUUUUUCAUUUUUUUGAGUUCAAAAAUCAUAAAUUUAAGAAAAUCUCGACUACUCAUGAAUUCCGAGACAGAAAUUUACUUUGAUACAGAGCUUGACACGGAGCAAAAAAAGAGAUUGCGCACAAGAGGAGUAGGGAAGCGUGGAGCAUGGAGCACAGCAAGAAAAAUAAUAGUUACUGAAGUAUGCCUGUUGGCAUUAGCAUGUGUGUCAAUGGCAGUGCUAUUUCCAAAUCUCACCGGCGUAAGACGUACUGAUGCAAACAAUGGCUAUUCAGAUGUUCCCAGUUAUCUUGAUGGCUAUAUGGACGGUUCGAUUUUGAUAAAUAAGGCACACUUUGCGGAGGAAAUAGCCUUCUAUCAUAUGUAUACUAAGUGCAUGUCUAAUCUCGCAGAUACCUAUGAUAAGGUCAAUCAUUUUCUAAGGACUAAUAAGGGCGACAUUACUACACUUGUUGGAGACGAGAAAUGGAAGGAGAUCGUCGAUACCGUAGAAACUACACGGAAAAACGUGCUACAGGCAAUUAGAGCCGAGGGUGAGAACAUCGAGUCGACUACAUUUGACAUGUGGAAGGAGCUUUACGAAUUCAAGGAUGUUAAGGGGAACACCACAUCAGCAGAGCUUGCAGAUGUUUCCAGCUUCAUAGCUAGGGGAGAGCUGUUGCGGAAUGUUGACCAAGAGUCCCUGCAGCAGGCAGAUGCAAAGCUCAUGUCCAUCAUAGACACCAAGAAUAAUGCGAUCUUGUCAUCCAUAAGCGACGCGGAGAAGAAGAUUUACGCUCUUAUGAAUAGGGAGAUAAAUGAGGCCAGUUUUUUUGCGUAUCCAAUGCUGAAGAUGAGCUGGUGGUACCAGAGAUUCGGAUACAAGGAUUACAUGGACUCCGUAUACAAUGACCCUAUGUCCUUCUACACCGUCUGUGCUUUUGGCUGUCUUCUUGUUGUCGCUCCCAUUUUCAUUUACCUAAGGGACAGGAUGCACCUGAGGAAGAAGCCUCACACGAAUCCAAUUCAUUUAAAAUUGGCUGCACAGAACAGUCCUUCUUCCAACUUAAUUAAACAUUGA
This is a messenger RNA of Vittaforma corneae ATCC 50505, 1086 nucleotides long. RefSeq lists its product as uncharacterized. Bases 1 to 1086 code for a protein of 361 amino acids. NCBI's taxonomy places the organism in Eukaryota, Fungi, Microsporidia, Nosematidae. The transcript has a single exon. The record is from RefSeq and is a predicted model, not a curated record.